Molecule: messenger RNA, 849 nt
Organism: Asparagus officinalis (garden asparagus)
Lineage: Eukaryota; Viridiplantae; Streptophyta; Magnoliopsida; Asparagales; Asparagaceae
Product: 22.3 kDa class VI heat shock protein
Exons: 2
Coding region: 210-809 (199 amino acids)
Source: RefSeq, a predicted model, not a curated record
CAAUAUCAAAGUUAUCCUGUGAAUUUUUGAUGGUUAUAUUAUACUGAUACAGGAAAGACUAGAAGGAAGUGGACCAUUAUUACACCAGAGUCCACUAUGAAACAAGGCACAGAGAAAGAAAUAUUCUCUAAAGCAAUUCAAAAGGAAUAUGUCCUCUUCUUUAGCUAAAGGCAUCCUCAUCCUCUCUUUGCUAUAAAGUAGAAUCCCCUAUGGCCAGCUCUCUUUGCCAUUGCCCAGCAAUGACACCCCGAAGGGUGCUGGAAGUGCAAUUAGAUGAUCAAAAUUCACAGAAAUGGCGUGUCUCGCUCACUGAAGAUGCCUUCAGCACGUUCAUCAAUCAUGGUGGCGAUCCUGUAAAAAGAGUUUUCGGUGAGGGGUCAUUUUUUAGUCCGCUAUUGUUUGGGAAGUUCUUUGAUCCUGCUGAUGCCUUUCCUUUGUGGGAAUUUGAAUCGGAAGCACUGCUCUCAGGACUUCGGAGUGCUUCCAAGACUAGUGUUGAUUGGGUGGAAACAGAUGUUGAGUACGUUGUAAGAGCUGAACUUCCAGGUGCGAGGAAAAUUGAAAUUGAGGUAUGUGCCGAGAAGGAAAAGGUGCUUGAGAUCAGCGGGCAGUGGAAGAGCAGAGAAUCCAAUGUUAGAGACUGGAGGACAGGCCACUGGUGGGAGCACGGGUUUGUGAGGCGCCUAGAGCUACCAGGUGAUGCUAAUUGGAGGAGGAUAGAGGCAUACAUUGAUAAUGAAAUUUUUCUCGAGAUUAAAAUCCCAAAGAAUAUUUCUGGUGUGGAGCCUAAAGAAUCUGAAUGUGUAUGAGUGAUAACAAUAAUAGACUUAUAAUGUAAUGUUAUUCUAA